AUGAGUGCUGACGAUCCUAAUCACCAUUUUAUUGUAAAGCCGUUCCCUGGAGCAACAGUCUCAGAUAUGGAGGAUUUUGUCAAGCCAUUGACAAGAAGGACACCGGACAAGAUGAUUUUACACGUCGGAACAAAUGACCUGAGAAGUCAUUCUACGCCGAAAAUAAUAGCAGACUCCAUUGUCAACAUUGUAACACAAAUAAAAGAAGAUUCACCAGGUACAGCCGUUGACAUUUCAGCUAUUCUGGUAAGAAAUGACAAUAAUGACCUAGUUGCUAAAGCUAUUCAAACUAAUUUAAGUAAUUCAAAUAUGAAUGCAAGUCACUUAAACAUGAGGGGUCUUCAUUUAAAUAGACAAGGUAGUUUAGCUUUACAACAAAACUUACUAGGUUUUGCAAAAACUAUUUUAGAUUGACUUUAUCUUACUCAGUCCGUUAUUCCUACCUCGUGCGGGUUUAAGCUCGCGGCACUUAAUGUGAGAAGCCUAGUAAAUCAUAUUGAUGAAGUGCGAAUUUUGCUUGCUACUAGCCCGAUCGAUGUCCUAACAAUAAAUGAGACAUGGCUUAAUUCUACAAUAAGCGAUAACGAUGUAUAUAUACCUGGAUACGAAAUCAUACGUCGUGCCAGGGCAUUUAGAAGUGCAGGGUGUGAGGUGUUUGUUUUUAUGUACGCUAGCUUCAGCGUAAAUUUCAUACAGCGUAAAGACAUGUCUAUUGAUGAUUUAGAAAAUCUAUGUAUUCAAAUUCAAAAACCAAAUUCUCAGCCAUUUCUUGUUGCGACAUGGUACAGGCCACCAAAUUCGAAUGUUGAUAAAUUUAAUUAUUUUGAGACAUUUAUUGACAUGCUUGAUGCUGAAAAUAUCGAGUACUAUUUAUUGGAUGACCUAAAUUGUGAUCUCGGGUCGCCUGAUUUAGAGAGUAAUUCGAGAUCAUUAAUAGGCAUCACUGAGCUCUAUGGUUUACAUCAAUUGAUAAGUGAACCGACUCGAAUUACUGAAACUUCCUCAACUAUGAUUGAUCAUAAUUAUAUUCACUAAUACACCAGAUAAAAUUGUUUGCUCCGGUGUUUCUCAUGUCGGUAUUAGUGAUCACAGCUUAAUAUAUGCAUUCCGUAAGCUUUCAACCGGUCUACACAAUAAAGGCCAUUCUACAGUAAAUUAUCGAAAAUUUAAAAAUUUUAAAUCUGAAAGUUUUCUAAGUGAUAUUUUUUCACAGAAUUGGGACGUCAUAAGGGCGUAUAACAAUCCGCAUGAUAUGUGGCGUGUGUGGAAAACGACCUUUAAUAACGUAGUGGAAAUGCAUGCUCCUUUACGGACAAGGCGGUAAGACUUUCUAAGUCGCCCUGGAUCACGCCUGGGUUAAAAAAACAUAUGCAUGAAAGAGAUAUUUUAAAAAUCAAGGCUAUUCGAUCUAAAGAUAUUUAUGACUGGGCUGCUUUUAAGAAAGCUCGCAACUCUGUGAACAAUGAAAUUAAAUUUGCGAAGAGAGCCCAUUUAGGAAUGCUUUUCAUGAAAACGAGAGUAAUGUGAAAAAAACUUGGGGUAUUAUUAAUGAAUUAACCUCAAGAAAACAAAAUAAUUCACAUGUAAAAGAGAUUAAACUAAAUGGUUCUUCAGUUAAUGACCCCCCCCCCCCCCCCCGGGGGUUAUCAGAGACGUUUAACACUCAUUUUGCUAGCAUUGGACCUAAGCUUAUGGAGAAGAUAACUUGUGAUGAAAAUAACUGCUCAUAUUUAGAAUAUCUUAAUUGCCAUAUUAGUGGUAAUACUUUUGAGUUGAAGUCGACAACUUCAUCAAUGGUUUGUUCACUUUUGGACAAGCUCUGUAAAAUCUAAAGCAACUGGCCUAGAUAAAAUAUCUGCUAAGCUUCUUCGCUACCGUCCUGACCUACUGUCGAAAUCCCUUACCGUAAUUUUCAACUGCUCAAUACCGGUAUCUUUCCUGAUGAAUGGAAAUGUUCAAAAGUCAUUCCAUUAUUUAAACACGGUGAGCGUAGGGACUUGAAUAAUUAUCGUCCAAUUUUGAUAAUCCCUGUUGUAGCGAAGGUUUUUGAGCGAAUUAUUUAUGAUCAAAUCUAUGCCUUUCUUACUGACAACAAUUUACUAUGUAAUAGCCAGGCAGGGUUUCGAUGUCUACAUUCAACUGUCACCGCGCUUUUUGAGUCCACCAAUAACUGGGCAUACAACAUUGACCAAGGCCGAGUUAAUGCUGUAGUUUUCCUAGAUCUUAAGAAAGCGUUUGACACUGCAGUUAACCAUGGAAAUUUACUAUCAAAACUGAAUUCGUACGGUCUUGGAGGUGCUGUGG
Molecule: messenger RNA, 2304 nt
Organism: Paramuricea clavata
Lineage: Eukaryota; Metazoa; Cnidaria; Anthozoa; Malacalcyonacea; Plexauridae
Source: the annotation of a GenBank genome assembly